GGGGCCGGCCCGGUGCCCAGGCCCUGGGAGCCCCGGAGGACGGAGUGACAGAGGCCGGAGGAGCCGGGAAGGCCCGAGAGAGAAGCCAAGAGCAGUUGUGUGUGUCCCAGACAGAUCCAGCCACUGGGAUGACUGGACCCUCAGUGGAGAUCCCCCUGGCUGCCAAGCUGGGUGAGGCUUUCGUGUUUGCAGAUGGGCUGGACAUGCAGACAGACCUGUUCCCAGAGGAGGACCUGGGGGCCCCUUUUCUUCAGGGGAGGGCUCUGGAGCAGAUGGCCGUCAUCUACAAGGAGAUCCCUCUCGGGGAGCAAGGCGGGGAGCAGGAUGAUUUCCGGGGGGACUUCGAUCUGUGCUCGAGCCCCAUUCUGCCUCAGAGCGUCCCCCCAGGAGACAGGGCCCAGGACGAUGAGCCGUUUGGCCCGGCCUUCCUCCAGAAAUCAGACCCGACUGCAUACCGGAUCACGGGCAGCGGGGAAGCUGCUGAUCUGCCUGUCGGGGAGGCGGCGGGCAGGGGGGACUCAGGGCCCAAGGGGCCGCCCAGGACCGCGCAGCCCGCCAAGCCGUACACGUGUCGGGAGUGCGGCAAGGCCUUCAGCCAGAGCUCGCACCUGCUCCGGCACCUGGUGAUUCACACCGGGGAGAAGCCCUACGAGUGCGGCGAGUGCGGCAGGGCCUUCAGCCAGAGCUCGCACCUGCUCCGGCACCAGGCCAUCCACACCGGGGAGAAGCCGUACGCGUGCCGCGAGUGCGGCCGGGCCUUCCGCCAGAGCUCGGCCCUGGCGCAGCACGGGAAGACGCACAGCGGGAGGCGGCCCUACGCCUGCCGCGAGUGCGGCAAGGACUUCAGCCGCAGCUCCAGCCUCCGCAAGCACGAGCGCAUCCACACCGGGGAGAAGCCCUACGCGUGNUGCGGCAAGGCUUUCGGCCGCAGCUCGUCGCUGACGAAGCACCAGCGCAUCCACACCGGCCAGAAGCCCUUCCCGUGCGACGCGUGCGGGAAGCAGUUCCUGGAGCACUCGUCGCUGACCGUCCACUGGCGCGUGCACACGGGCGAGAAGCCGUACGCCUGCGGGGACUGCGGCAAGGCCUUCAGCCAGCGCAUGAACCUGACGGUGCACCGGCGCACACACACCAGCGAGAGGCCGUACGCGUGCGGCGGCUGCGGCAAGGCCUUCCGGAAGACCUCGUCCCUGGCCCAGCACGAGAGGGUGCACACGGGCGAGAAGCCAUUCGCGUGUGGGGACUGCGGCAAGGCCUUCAGCCAGGGCAUGCACUUGGCGGUGCACCGGCGCACACACACGGGCGAGAAGCCAUACGCAUGCGGGGAGUGCGGCAAGGCCUUCAGCCAGAGCUCCUACCUGAUCCAGCACAAGCGGCUGCACAUCAGCGUGAAGCCCUUCGAGUGCGGCCGCUGCGGCAAGGCCUUCAGCAAGAACUCGGCCCUGACGCAGCACCAGCGCCUGCACACCGGCGAGAAGCCCUACGCCUGCCCCGUCUGCAAGAAGCACUUCACGGGCCGCUCGUCGCUGGCGGUGCACCAGGGGCCCUACGCCUGUGGCGAGUGCGUGAAGGCCUUCGGCCAGAGUGCCUACCUCAUCGAGCACCAGCGCAUCCACAUGGGCGAGAAGCCCUACCUGUGCGCGCAGUGCGGCAAGGCCUUCAUCAAGAACGCUUCGCUCACCGCGCACCAGCGGAUCCACACCGGGGAGAAGCCCUACGCCUGCCGCGAGUGCGGGAAGACCUUCAGCCGGAACACCAACCUCACGGGGCACCUGAGGGUCCACAUCUAGGGAGGCUGGGCCCCCCCAAUCUG
Odocoileus virginianus texanus is the source of this 1813-nucleotide messenger RNA. RefSeq names its product zinc finger protein 70 (gene ZNF70). NCBI's taxonomy places the organism in Eukaryota, Metazoa, Chordata, Mammalia, Artiodactyla, Cervidae. The record is from RefSeq and is a predicted model, not a curated record.